Molecule: messenger RNA, 2062 nt
Organism: Lolium perenne
Lineage: Eukaryota; Viridiplantae; Streptophyta; Magnoliopsida; Poales; Poaceae
Product: pentatricopeptide repeat-containing protein At3g62890-like
Biological process (GO): RNA modification
Molecular function (GO): zinc ion binding; protein binding; RNA binding
Source: RefSeq, a predicted model, not a curated record
ACCAAACUCGAACGCUUGGCCGCCGCGAGCGAGCGCGAGACAAUCAAGCUCUCGCCGCCGAUGCGCGCGCGCGGGGGCGCGCCGGCGGUGCGGCCGGAGCACCUGGCGGCGCACGCGCGGCUCGUCAAGUCAGCCAAGAUCGACGCGUUCGUCGUCACCGCCGUCAUGCGCGCCUACCUCCGCGCCUCCCUCCCCUUGCAGGCCCUGCUCGCCCUCCGCGGCCUCCUCCCGCGCGCGCCCCGCCUCCUCGCCAACUCCUUCUCCCUCUCCCUCGCCCUCCAGUCCUGCGCCGCCGCCGCCGCCACACUCCCCCCAAACCCCGCCGCAGCCCCGCCCCGGCUCGGCCCCGCGCUCCACGCGCGCGCGCUCAAGUCGGGCUUCGCCGCCGCCGACAUCUUCGUCCGCACCGCGCUCGUCGAGAUGUACGCCAAGACGGGCCUCCCGGCGCUCGCGCGCGCCGCCUUCGACGAGGCGCCCCGCCGGGACGUGUUCCUCUGCAACGUGAUGCUGGCCGCCUAUGUCUCCCGCUGCGACGUCGCGGAGGCGCGGGAGGUGUUCGACGGAAUGCCGGACAGGGACCUGGUCUCCUGGAACACGAUGAUCCACGGCUACACGGUGAGCGGGGACGUCGGCGCGGCGCGGGAGAUAUUCGACGGGACGGCGGACCGGGACGCCUUCUCCUGGAGCUCCAUGAUCUCCGCGUACGCCAAGGGCCGGCGCUCCAAGGACGCGCUGGAGCUGUGGAGGGAGAUGCGGCUGGCGCGUGUCGCGCCGGACUGCAUCACCAUGGUGAGCGUUCUCUCCGCGUGCGGCGACGUGGGGGCGCUGGCCAUCGGCGCGGAGGUGCACCAGUUUGUCGAUAACAACAAUGUUGAGGUGGACGUGAAGCUCGGGACUGCUCUGGUCGACAUGUAUGCCAAGUGCGGUGACAUCGAGAGCUCGCUGAGGGUGUUCCGUGCCAUGCCGGUGAAGGACGUGCUCGCUUGGAGCUCAAUGGUUAUCGGGCUCGCCAAUCACGGGCUUGGCCAUGAUGCUCUCGGUUUGUUCUCGGAGAUGACAUCAGAAGGGCUGCAGCCAAAUGAGAUCACCUUCAUUGGAGUUCUUAUCGCGUGUACUCAUGUUGGGCUAGUGAGUGAGGGCAAGAAUUAUUUCAGCUCAAUGAGCGACGUUCAUGGUGUGGCGCCAAGGAUCGAGCACUACGGAUGCAUGGUGGAUCUUUUGGGGCGUGCGGGCCAUGUUGAGGAGGCAAUGGAGCUUAUCAGGAGCAUGCCGUUUGAGCCAGAUGCAGUUAUUUGGAGGGCUCUUCUUGGAGCCUGUCGCAUCCAUAAGAAUGUGGAGAUUGCAGAGGAAGCUAUGGCCAGGUUGAGGGUGUUGGAUCCUCUUGCUGAUGGACACUAUGUGUUACUGUCGAACAUAUAUGCACAAGCGAAUUCGUGGGAAGGUGUUGCAGAAAUAAGAAAGACGAUUAGGAGGGAGAACAUUCAGAGGGUGCCUGGCAGAAGCUCGAUCGAAUGGGAGAACACGGUUCACGAGUUUGUUUCUGGUGAUAGAUCUCAUCCGAGGUUUGGGGAGAUCUACAAAAUGUUGGAAGAGAUGAUGGACCGGUUGAGACAAGCAGGAUAUAGGCCAAUGACAAGCUUGGUGUUGCAAGAUAUCGAUGAGCAAUCUAAGACACAAGCAUUGGCUGAACAUAGUGAGAAGUUAGCAAUUGCUUUCGGGCUGCUGACCACCCCUGCAAGGUCAACUCUUCGAAUAACAAAGAAUCUCAGAGCUUGUGAAGACUGCCACUCAGCCAUUAAGCUUAUAUCCCUGGUAUAUGACCGGAAGUUGGUUGUUAGAGACCGAAACCGUUUCCACCAUUUCAGCGAAGGGAAGUGUUCGUGUAAGGAUUACUGGUGAAGUUGCAUGCUUUUACCAGAUCAACUUCUGGUGUAGCAAAUUUUCUUUCCUGUCUUGCAAGUGAUCUGAAGUUUAAGAUUACUAGAUAUUCUUUUAGUUGAGCAUGCAUCUGAAGGAUGUAAAACUGGAAGUACAAUCACCUAUCACGUUUUCUUCUAAGUCA